GAGACACACCAAACCUUCAGCAAAUGGUGCUGAGGGGCUGAAUUCGUUUCAUCUGAGAGAGGUGGUUGACACAGCAGGUGAAGAUGUCAAGACUGAAGGCUUUAUUUGUCCUGUCCUUCAUACAGACUAUGAUAUUGGUUCAUGGACAGUUACAGUCAAAAGGGUAUCUAGAGGAUAAAGAAUUUACAAUUCAAGAGGAAGGACGUAGCUCAUUAAUCUACCAGUUUCUUCCAAGAAAACUCACCUCCAAAACAUUCAUCCUGGAUGGUGAGACCGAUGGUGUUAUUGAGGUUCUUCCACAUGAUGGAUGGUUGCAAACAAAAGGUCCUCUAGACUGGGAAAAGAGAAAAGUGCACAAAUUAACGAUUCGGACUUUGAAUGAAACAGGAAUAACUGAAGAAGGGCCAUUUUCUAUCACCAUUAUAGUUGAAGAUAUCAAUGACAACCGGCCAGUGUUCAACCAAAGUGAAUAUAAAGGGGAAGUAAGGGAAAAAUACAGACCAGGAAGACCAUUUGUCAGAGUUUAUGCUACUGAUGCUGACGAUCCCUCAACACCCAAUGCACAGUUGUCCUACAGUAUCCUGCAACAAAUCCCGGACUCCAAUCCCAAGUACUUUCAGAUUAAUAACAUCACUGGAGACAUCUCUGUGACUUGGAAUGGAAGUCAGCUUUUGACUGUGGGAAAGGAUUAUAAUCUUAUUGUUCAGGUUUCGGAUUCAGCAGAACACCAUUUUAGCAACACCGUCAUGGUAAAGAUAACCAUAAAAGAAAAUAUCUGGGUGGCGCCACCACCAAUAACCAUUAAUGAAAAUUCCACAGAGCCACAUCCAAUGAAAAUUACUCAGGUCAGAUGGAAUGAUGAUGAAGCACUUUAUGAAUUACAUCAGAGGGACAGGUACCCAAGGUUCCCAUUUUCUAUAGAUGCUAUUGGAGAUAUUUAUGUGAGUGAGCCGUUGGAUAGAGAAGAGAGGAGCCAGUACAUCUUCUAUGCCAUAGCAAAAAGUCGUAAUGGCCUUUUUGCAUCAUCCCCCCUGACGAUUGAGGUGAAUGUUGAGGAUAUUAACGACAACCCUCCAGUAUGUCCAGCACUUAUCACUAUAUUUGAAGUUCAGGAAAAUGAGGGCAUUGGAAGCACAGUUGGAGAAUUCCAAGCAAGUGAUGCUGAUGAAGAAGGUUCAUUCAAUACGCUCUUAGUGUACAGAAUCUUAGAACAGAUUCCCACAAUCCCUUUCAACAAUGUAUUCUCGCUCAAUGAAUUCACCGGACAGCUUCAGUUGCAAAGAUCUACACUAAAUGUUGAAGAAGUCGAUGAAUAUAUCUUAAAGGUGGAAGUUUCAGACAGUGGGCGACCUACAUCUCUCAAGACCAUUUGUACAAUACAGGUGAAUGUGAUUGACAUCAAUGACAACAUUCCUAUAUUUGAAAAGUCUGAGUAUGGGAAUGUGACCAUUAAAGAAGACACGCAAUUGCAGACAGUUGUGAUGGAGAUACAGGCCACUGACGAUGAUCAGCCGAACACCGGGAGCUCACUCAUUAUUUAUGAGAUAAAGGAGGGUGACCCACACAAGAUGUUCAUCAUAGAAACUGAGAGAGAGACAAAUCGGGGAUAUGUAAAAAUAGCCAAGCCUCUGGACUUUGAGACCAUGCAAGAGCACAGACUUGUGAUCCAUGCUACAAACCCAGAACCACUCGUUGCUGGGGUUGCUUAUAAUGACAGCUCUAUCACUCGUUUCACAGUUUUCGUGAUGGAUGUUGACGAAAAACCCUACUUUAAUGAGACUCUGUACCAAAAACAGGUUAAAGAGGACGUUCCAGUAGGAACAAAAAUUGCUACGAUCACAGCCAUUGAUCCUGAGGGAGAUAGCAUUCGGUUUUCACUGCAGGGAGACACCAGGAAUUUGCUCAGGAUAGAUGAAUAUACAGGAGAGAUGUUUACCAAAGCAUUACUGGACCGGGAAACAGAAUCCCAUUAUAGGGUGACAGUAAUCGCUUCGGAAAAAACUAACCCAAGAAUGAGUGCCUCAGUGCUUUUUAACUUGUUCUUGGAAGAUGUCAAUGAUAAUCCCCCAAGAUUAGCAAAGAGCUACUUCGGUACUUACUUCUGCCAUCCUGUGACCAAGCCAGAGUCAGUGGUGAUUGAAGCAACAGAUCCUGAUGCACAAAGAUUAACACCAUUCAAAUUCAGCCUUACUCCUGAUGAAAAAGACUGGGUGAUUGUACGACUUAAUCGUACUCACGCUAAACUGACGAUGGCACACUCACAGUUUGAAAUGAAAAACUAUGACAUUACAGUAAUCAUUAAUGACCAAGGGAUUCCUCCACUUGAAUCAGAAGUGCAUAUUCCAGUGUCUAUAUGCAGCUGCACUUCUAAAAAUGAGUGUGAAGCCAGCCCUGUAGAAUCUCUUGGACUGCCCAGCAUUGGAAUGGCCCUAGGCAUCUUGUUUGGAACGCUGGCAGUUAUAGGUGUGAUUAUCGCAGCUGUGUUUAUCUCCAUAAAUCAUAAAAAGAAGAAAGAAGGCAAGGCAGAUGGAGCUGAUGCCAUGAACACUGGAGAAAUAAGACCUUUAAGCUCCUAAUUCUAGUUCUGUGUGUUUAGUAUGAAAGAAUAGGGCUUCUGGAAUUCUCCUCAGCCUAGAAUUUUAUAAAAAUGUUUUUUUUUUGCCCACAGCCCACUGUUUCAUUUGUUAAAAGUAAAAAAGCUAACAGUUCUGAGCAGCCGCAAUGGAUAAAGUGCAAAGAUACUCAGUAUUGCAGUGUUGCUGCGACCCCACAACACAUUUACAGCCUGAUUUAUCCAUUUCUGAAUUCAAAGUUUUUCUACAAAUUCAGUGGUGAAAACAAUGGUGAUUAGACUUAGCAUUUUUUUACAUUUUUUUUUUUCAGCCACUAGCAACUCGGUGGCAUUUACUUGUGAAGUUAUUCCAUCAAUUUUUCUACUUUGUGGACUGUUAUUUCAAAAGAGACCAUAGUUUCAAUGUUGAAUAAAUACUAGCCAUUGACUUCAUUAGAAGCUAGUGGGUUUUAGAUGCUGAAUAUUUUCAUCUGAAUUUUCGAGUUGAUAUCUCGAAAGUUUUAGUUAAAAAAACUUGAAUUAAAAUUAGAGAUUGUUUUAAUGCAAUUUUCUUGAAUGUAGGAAGAAAAACUAUGAUAAUAUGAUAAUCACACAGAGGAGAACCUUGCCUCAAGCAGCAGCGCCACUCAGGUUACCAGGGGCGGCAAAAAGCAUCUCCUGGUGACUUUAGGAGUUUUCAGUUAUUAUACCUGUACCAGAAAAUGUGGUUUCUCUAGUGCAGAGAGCAUAAUUGCGCACUAGUGCUGCCCGGACACCCUCCGGCACAGGAACGUUAAGCGCUGGGUGGCUCACCUUAACAUUGGGUGGAAUCACAUUAACAUUAGAAGCACAUUUAGACAUUAUGUGAAUAAGCAAUUUAGAGAUAAUUCCAUUUAUAGCCAGGACCACUUUUAAUAUUAAGAUGAAAUAUAAAACCCCAAUGCUUAAAAAAUUGGUUUCUCUCUUGUACAGACCCAAACAUAAGAAGAAAGUAAAAGUGGUGAAAUAUUUCAAUAAACACAAUUUUUAUAUGAA
Xenopus tropicalis (tropical clawed frog) is the source of this 3586-nucleotide messenger RNA. It is a transcript of the gene cdh17, whose product is annotated as cadherin 17. Gene Ontology annotation, cellular component: membrane; plasma membrane. Gene Ontology annotation, biological process: homophilic cell-cell adhesion; cell adhesion; cell-cell adhesion. Gene Ontology annotation, molecular function: calcium ion binding. The record is from RefSeq and is marked provisional. Lineage: Eukaryota; Metazoa; Chordata; Amphibia; Anura; Pipidae.